Molecule: messenger RNA, 3602 nt
Organism: Uloborus diversus
Lineage: Eukaryota; Metazoa; Arthropoda; Arachnida; Araneae; Uloboridae
Gene: orb
Product: cytoplasmic polyadenylation element-binding protein 1-B-like
Exons: 12
Coding region: 547-2196 (549 amino acids)
Biological process (GO): negative regulation of cytoplasmic translation
Cellular component (GO): neuron projection; synapse; nucleus
Molecular function (GO): mRNA 3'-UTR binding; ribosome binding; translation factor activity, RNA binding
Source: RefSeq, a predicted model, not a curated record
GAGUUACGUCGUAGGUCUUAGCGAGAUCCAGUCGCCGCGACGCCGGUCUUUACUCCUCCGGAACCUCCCUCGGUAGCUCGCCGCCGGAAGAAAAGAAACAAUAUCGCUGCUGCUGCGCUGAAAAACCCGUACUCCGCAUUUAGUACACGUACUUAUCCCGGCAAGCCGUACCGACUCCACGUGAACAGCUGGUAGGAUUGAGACCUGGCUCAUUUACUGUGCAGUUUCGGCAACGCGAUAAUUUCUGUGCGAUUUUGGGUGGUCUGCACAGAACUAUGCAAAUUUUGCUCUAUCGAAUCAACAUCCUUUUCUAUAAUAGUCUCUUAGAAGGAGUGUUUUCCUUGUUAUAACUUGAAACACGUUGCACCACCAAUUACGAGCAAUUUUUUUUUUCAACUGUGUACUGGAUAGCGGUACUAUCGAAACCGCAUCGUUGGUUAUUAUUGUUGAUAUUUAUUGUAAAGGAAAUAUAUUUUAAUCUGUUAUUUAUUUUAAAGUUUUAUUGAAAUAUAUACUAUUAUCGAACGUUUCUGUUCGUGGGAGACCAUGUCUGUGUCGAUGAAUAGCGUUCCAUAUUUAAAUACGUCUCCCGAGUUAGAUGAAAGGUUUUUCCAAAACGAUUAUUCAAAAAACAAUGAUAUAUUUCAGAGGAUAAAUGCUAUGCUUGAAAAUACAUUAGAUAUGUCAAACUCCAAUGAACCUAUCCAUAGAAAGACCAACCAAGAUACUACAGUAGCCGAUAUUUUAGGUCUAGGAAAUAGAACAAAUUUUUCUGGAUGUUCUAACGUUCUUGGACUGCCAAGUUUAAAUGUUCCUACUGGAAAUAUGCCAAACAGCCUUUCUUAUGCCUCUAGUUCUAAUAUGAGUUACAGCCCUGCACAGAAUAAUCCUUUAAAAUCUUACAACUACAGCUCUGUUAAACCAUAUGAUGUUAGUAACUCAAUAAGCAAGUUAUUAUCUCAAAAUUGGACAAAUAAUUCGUCUAAUGGUAUGCGAGCAAUAAGAGCUGCAUCACCUCAAUUGUCAUUUACGCAAGACACUUCUACCUUUGAACAAGCUUUAUUGAUGGGAUGUGAUAGUUAUCGGGAAAGCCGAAGCUCAUCUCCCACAGAAUCCGAUACCAGUGGAAUCAGUAGUGUAUCGGAACUGAGCAGUCUUUCAGAUUUAAUGAAUAACUUAAAUCUGGGAACAACUGUUGGUUCAGGAUCUGGAGUUACAUCUGCUUCUCCUUUAAACAAUUCUGUGUGUCGACCAGAUGAGCUGCCUGUAGUUUCUUCCCCAUUUUUCUUAGACAGACGGUGGUCAGUAAACUCUGUUUUAAAUGGCAAUUAUGGUGAUUUAGAUUCUAUUGAAAGAGCUGCUAGACUUUAUAGGAAUGCUGCUGCAUUUUGUGAAGCUAAUUGCACGUGGAGUGGACAGUUGCCUCCACGCGCUCAUAAGAAUCCAACUUACUCGUGUAAAGUUUUCUUAGGUGGAGUGCCCUGGGACAUAACUGAAGCUGGUCUUGUGGAAGCUUUUGCUCCAUUUGGAUCUAUUAAAAUUUUGUGGCCUGGGAAGGAUAGCCGUAGUGCCUCAUAUCCACCAAAAGCUGGAUAUGUCUAUAUAAUCUUUGAAGCUGAAAAGCAUGUGAAGUCCUUGUUACAAGCAUGUACGCAUGACUACAGUAAUGGGGGAAAUUGGUAUUUCAAAAUUUCUUCUAGACGAAUGAGAUCAAAAGAGGUUCAAAUUAUUCCUUGGGUAAUUAGUGAUAGUAACUUUGUCCAUUGUCCUUCACAAAGGCUGGAUCCUAGCAAAACUAUAUUUGUUGGUGCAUUACAUGGUAUGCUAAAUGCUGAAGGUCUCGCCCUUGUUAUGAACGACUUGUUUGGUGGUGUAGUUUAUGCUGGAAUAGAUACUGACAAAUAUAAAUAUCCUAUUGGUUCUGGACGAAUUACUUUUAAUAAUCACAAGAGCUAUAUGAAAGCAGUUUCUGCUGCUUUUAUUGAAAUCAAAACUCCUAGGUUCACAAAAAAGGUUCAAUUGGAUCCAUACUUAGAAGAUGCUAUCUGCUCCAGUUGUCAAAUUCAACAAGGGCCAAUUUUUUGCAGAGAUGCAUCUUGCUUUAGAUACUUCUGUCGCAGUUGCUGGCAGUGGCAACAUUCUGUUGAUACUUUUCGUAAUCACAAGCCUUUGAUGCGAAACAAGACCAAUCGCUAAUUAGCUACAGACCAAUUUAGAUAAUUGCACAUUUAUUAGCUUCGUGGCACCUGCCAGUUUUAUUUUUGCUCCUUUUUUCAAUGUAUAUUCAUUGGAAUGUGUUUUUAUAUCCCCUGGCAGGUCUUUUAAUUUGCUGUUCAACAGGAACUUUCAUUGUUGGUGUAACGUUCCAAAACUAAUGUUUGAUCGGACGGCUUCAAAAUGAAGUCUUUUAUGUUAACAUUUCUGUUGUACAAAGUUCCUUCAUCAAUGCCAGAGUUUUUGUUGGAAAACUGAGGAAAUGACGUGAUAUUUUAUGUUUAAACUGUGACGAGAAGUCACUUAAGAUUUUCUUACAGCUGUUUAGUUUUAUCAAGAAGAGCUUGUUUAAUAGGAUAGUUAUUUUGGGGGCUACCAAAGAUUAUAUUUUAAUCCUUUUUGUAUGGUACCAUGGCUGUGUGGGCUUUCAAUAUUAUGCAUUGCUGGUGUUGAGAAUGUCAACAAACUAGUAAGAUGUUUAACCCAUGGAUUUUAAAGUAACCUUUAUCAUGCAGCCUUUCUGGACUUUAAAAAAAAAGCAUUUAUUACGUGUACGUAGCUUCAAUCUGAAUUUUAACUAAACACUUCUGUGCUGUUUACUCUGCACCCAAUACUUAUUGCUGAUGUAUGCAUUAGCAUUGAAUUUUACGCAUAACACUAGUCUCAAUGCCUUUUUCUACAUUUAAGAGCUAGGUACUCGUUCAUGUUUUUUAACCUUACGCAUUGUUAUUUAAUCACAAAUGUUCUUAAUGGGCUGCGUUGGAAACGUGUGCCGGUUUAAUUUUCUUAGCCCCUUCCAGUUGUUCUUUAACGUGAAAUUUGAGCUUUGAACUGUUCUUAACUUUCAUCGGAGAGUGUUUUAUUUACUUUUAUUUUUAGCACGAAAGGUGAUUCUUUUAAUUUCAGUGGGUAGCAAAGGUGUUCUUAAAUGAUUAAAAAGAAAUUAACAUUUAGAAUUUUCUCUUCCAUAUCCAUGUGCCUAACUACUUGCCAUAGAUGUGAAGGCUAGUCAUUCGAAGUUCCUUGUAUCUAGCUAGCCAGGAAGCAAAAUGGCCUUUUCUAGAUUUUAUCAAUUGCCUUUAAAUCACUCGGUGUUUAAAUGUAUGGCAGCACCAUAGUCAUGUUGUGAUUAUUUAUUGUUGAAAUGUUUGAAGAUGAUGGCUAUGAUUACUGUGCUAAAAGAUUUACUAAUUGACUAACUUGAAUAUAUAAGAUUUUUCAAAGUUUUAAAAGUAGAGUUUAAUUUAAGCACAGCAGCUUCUGUGUGCAAUACGGGUACUGUGCAUUCCAUGACCCACUUUCUUGCCGAAAUUGUUUUAAUUAUAAAAAAUACAUAUGUAUUUUUUGGCUGUUUUGUUUUCCAUAGAUUAAUAAAGAAUUAAAACGUU